Cheilinus undulatus (humphead wrasse) is the source of this 3678-nucleotide messenger RNA. RefSeq names its product GTPase IMAP family member 8-like. The record is from RefSeq and is a predicted model, not a curated record. Gene Ontology annotation, molecular function: GTP binding. The transcript is spliced from 6 exons. The coding region runs from base 64 to 2628 and encodes 854 amino acids. NCBI's taxonomy places the organism in Eukaryota, Metazoa, Chordata, Actinopteri, Labriformes, Labridae.
GUAGUGGCAGGAGUUUGAAGCUCUAGUUUCAGCCUUAGAAGAGAGGAAUAAUCAGCUGUAUCAAUGGGAACCAGGGUGAAUGAGCGUGCUUCUUCUGGCACUGAGCGGAGUCUGGAGCUGAGGAUCGUGUUGGUAGGAGGGGAAGAAUUAACCGGUCAGUCCAGCACUAUAAGUGAGACUGGGAACAUCAUACUGGGCCAACGCAUUUUUGAGACCGACAGGAGAACGGCUCAGAGUGUUGUGAGGCAGCAGGAAGUCCACAGCAGACGAGUCACCGUGGUUAACACCCCUCACUGGUUUUGGCACUAUCCACGAGAAAACACGCCAUACCUGGAUCAGAUGGAAAUCCAGAACAGCGUCCACCUGUGUCCCCCGGGGCCCCACGCCUUUCUCCUCAUCAUUCCCAUCGGUGUCCCAUUCAUUCCAGUCAUGAAGCUUUCACUCAUGGAGCACCUGCAGCUUUUCCAUAAGGAGUUCUUUAAGCACACCAUCAUGGUGUUUACCGUGGAAAAAUCCAGAACUAACAGAUUUGUCGAGGACGAAAUCAGCUUCUGGCCUGAUCUUCUGUGGGUUCUUCAACAGUGUGGAAACAGGAAGCACGCCCUCAAUAUUAGAGACCAACAGGAUGGCACUCAAGUCCAGACGCUCUUGGAGAAAAUAGAAGCAAUGGUGGUAGAAAAUGCUGGAAGAGUCUACUCUGUUGAUGCAGCUGAAGGGAGAGCUCUCACAGAGAAGAUGGAGACGAUCGCUGAAAGAGCCUCGAAGAGGUUUUUUGAAGUUCAGAGGAGGAGACGAGAACUCCGAGCUCUGAUCCAAGGUGGCACAAUCCCUCCAAGACAUUUAAGACUGGUGCUGGUUGGAGCUCAGUGGUCGGCCAAGAGCUCAGCAGGCAACAUCAUCCUGAAAAAACAAGUUUUCUCUGCAGGUCAUAGAAAGAAAACAGACACAUGUGAAAUCAGCCACAGCAUGGUGGCUAACAGGCAGCUCACGGUGGUCGAUUCUCCCGGCUGGAUGUACAACCACACCCUCCAAGACACCAAUGAGAUGGACAGACAGGAAAUAGCGGGCAGUGUGCAUCUGUGCCCUCCAGGACCCCACGCAGUCCUCCUCGUGGUCGGCCUCUCUUCUGCAUUCAAUGCCUCGUACCAGAGGGCGCUCCAGGAGCACAUGAGCCUGUUCACAGAGGACGUCUGGAAGCACACGAUGGUUCUGUUCACCAGAGGAGACUGGCUGGGGUCCAAGACGGUGGAGGAGCGAAUAGAGAGCGAAGAAGGCCUGCAGUGGCUGGUGGAGAAGUGUGGGAACAUGUACCACGUCCUGGAUAACACCAACCAGCUCCAUGAGACACAGGUGACGGAGCUUUUAGAGAAGAUAGAGGAGAUGUGGGCAGGAAAGGAAGAGCCUCAUUAUGAAGGAGACCUGAGCAGUGAAGAGCAGAUGGAGGCGAGGAGAGAGGCCCAACUAAAGACGGCAAAAAGGAUUCAAAAGACGACCCAAAUACAAUCAAGGAUCCUGAAAGAGUUGUUCAGAGGAGAGUGGAGGCGCAUCACUGAAGUGAAGCUUGUACUGAUCGGCAGGAAAGGUUCAGGGAAGAGUAUGGCUGCUAACAGGAUGCUUUCUACUGAUCAGUUUGGUCCGUUUUUGAUGAAGAAGGAAUUCCAAAAUCAGACGAGAACUAUGGUGUCUGUGAAACACCAGAAAAGUAUGGAGGAAUUCAGCAUCUCUGCCGUUGAGACACCGGGCUGGCUGGCUGAUGAGGAAACACCAGACUGGCUCAAAAAAGAAGUCCUUCGUAGUGUCUCCAUGUGUGCUCCAGGCCCACAUGCUUUUCUCCUGGUCGUUCCUGUUUCCAAAGCCUUCACAGAAGCAGACGCCAAGGCAGUGGUGGAGCUCUUGGAGCCACUCGGUGAGAGGGUCUGGAGACAUUGCCUGGUGCUGUUCACAUGGGCCGACUGGCUCAGCGGCAGAAACAUCGAGGACUACAUCGGCGCAGAGGGCGAGAAGCUCCAGCGGCUGGUGGAGAAAUGUGGGAACAGAUACCAAGUUUUCAGCAGCACUCGUGGUUUUAACAACGUCGAUCUGCUCAGGAAAAUAAACAUUAUGUUUACAAGAAAUAAUGGCUGCUGCUUCACGCCUGAAAAUAACCAGCCGAAAAAGCAGAAACUGUCGCUUUUCAGGCGAGCGAAGCAGCAGGAGCUGACAGAGGAGGAGUGGAACCGGAGGGAGCAGGAGCUGGUAGACCGGAUGUUGGAAGCUGUAACACGAGAAGUCCAAGAACCAACAAAUCCACCUGUGAAGGUCGCCAACAGCAUCGACUUGGCUUUCAUCCCGAGCAUGGGUGGAGACGCUCCCUCAGAGGUGUCCAGCACUCUCUGGGCUCACAGAAACCGAGCCAGAGUGGAUGAAUGGCUGCGAUUUCGAGCUGCAAACUCUGAAGUCACCUCUGGCAUUGGCAGCAUGAGCGCCUCAGCCAGUCAUGUGGAGAGUUUGGAUGUAAACCCGCUGGCAGAUCACCAUCAGAUGGAGGAUUUUUUCCCAGAAGAAGACCAAAUGGUGUCGGAUAGUGGUCUUCAUGGCAUCAUCCCCACAGACUCUAUUCUACUAAACUAUCGGAGGCACUCUUUCUAAUAUAUUAUACUACUUUAUUAUUAGCCUAUGCCUUCAUCAAUGCUCUGAUUUUACUGUGAUCUUGUGAACAGAAACUGGUGUAACUUAUUAGACCAGUUCAUAGGUUGUCAUUGUAAUUUGUAAAGAUGAAGCAAGGAAAAGAGGCUGUCCUAUGGGUGGGGGUCAGGGGCGUUGUGACACAUCUAAAUAGCAUCAAUAAUGUACUAUGUUUUGCACAGGUAGGGAAGCACACAAAAUUUGGAGAGAACCUUCAGGUAAAUUUAGUCCUGACAAUGAGUCAUCAGCAUCACAUCUAUGAAAACAAAGAAGAGUACGAGGUUAGGUGAGAGCCAGGAGCGAGAGGAGAGAUUCAGACCUGUUGAUCUCAGAUGACACCGAAGCGUUUGAAUGUUGCAGAAGCCUUGGAACAAAUACUGAGAAGCAGUGAUGAAGAUGACACAGGGGUUACACCGGGGCGUAGCUAGGGAUAUUUGGCUCCACAGUGCACCCUUUACCUGGCUGGCCAAGCAACAGUAGUAAAGAUAACCCUAUAUGGAUCGGUUAACCGAUCUUGACGUCAGCGGUCUGAGUGCAUCGGUCCGCGGAGCCCUGGAUUGGUAAAAAUGCGGCGAACCGGUCUUUGGACCGGUUUUAACAAGAUCGGUUCAUUGAUAACUGCUUGUUCUCAUAGCCCGUUUCGCCAUGUUUUGGCUCAGCGUCUGUAAUCUUGCGCGACCCGCGGUGACCUUUUACCUUUAAACGAGAGUUCCAUUUGCCGUAGGUUCUCGCUAGGUAGCUGGAUGUGUUUCACCUAAACGUCUUUCAGUUACAGUUCUGCACCUCAGGAAAAAGUCGUGGACUUUAUGUGAAGGAAGGAUAACUGUCAAAAUGUCUGCCCGUCUGUGCGCUUUGGAGAAAAGUGAUUUAGACCUACGGCAGCUCAUAAAUCUCACCUGUUGAGACAGCGGAGCAAAAGUUUAGCUAAGAUGCUAACGCUAAACGCAGCACAAACAGACCCGAACAUAAACACUUUUCUGAUUCAAAACUCCUCAGUUAUCACCUUAACAGCCC